AUGCAGCCAAGCACCCCGCUGAGGCGCGCUCAGGCUGCCCUCACCCGGGUCAAUGACUUCGGCCCCAAUAGCUCGAACACCAAGAUGUACAUCUACGUGCCGAGCAAGCUGGCCGCGAAGCCGCCCAUCAUCGUGGCGAUCCACUACUGCACCGGCACGGCCCAGGCAUACUACAGCGGGUCGCCCUACGCCCAGCUGGCCGACCAGAAGGGUUUCAUCGUCAUCUAUCCGGAGUCCCCCUACAGCGGCACCUGCUGGGAUGUGUCGUCGAGGGCGGCCCUCACGCACAACGGCGGCGGCGACAGCAACUCGAUCGCCAACAUGGUCAACUACACGCUGAACAAGUACAACGGCGACCCCAGCAAGGUGUUCGUGACCGGCUCGUCGUCUGGCGCCAUGAUGACGAACGUGAUGGCGGCCACGUACCCCGAGAUGUUCGCCGCAGGCAUCGUCUACUCCGGUACCCCUGCCGGCUGCUUCUACAGCCAGUCCGGCGGCACCGACCAGUGGAACAGCUCCUGCGCCAACGGCCAGAUCCACAGCACGCCCGAGGUGUGGGCCAAGAUGGUCCACGACAUGUAUCCGGGCUACAACGGCUCGCGCCCCAAGAUGCAGAUCUACCACGGCUCGGCCGACACCACGCUCUACCCCAGCAACUACAACGAGACCAUCAAGGAGUGGUGCGGCGUCUUUGGCUACGACUACACCAAGCCCGACACCACCCAGGCCAACACGCCGCAGGCCAGGUACACGACUUACACCUGGGGCGACCAUCUCGUGGGCAUUUAUGCCCAGGGCGUCGGACACACGGUGCCGAUUCGUGGGAGCGAUGACAUGAAGUUCUUUGGGCUGUGA
Messenger RNA from Thermothielavioides terrestris NRRL 8126, 855 nucleotides. Its product is annotated as carbohydrate esterase family 1 protein. Gene Ontology annotation, molecular function: hydrolase activity. Gene Ontology annotation, cellular component: extracellular region. The transcript is spliced from 2 exons. Bases 1 to 855 code for a protein of 284 amino acids. NCBI's taxonomy places the organism in Eukaryota, Fungi, Ascomycota, Sordariomycetes, Sordariales, Chaetomiaceae. The record is from RefSeq and is a predicted model, not a curated record.